CAUGAUGCUAUAAUAAACAUGUUUAAAAAAAUAAAACCGUUUUAAUCACAGUUUUUUUUUUUUUAAUUAACUUUGAGUUUUGCUUGCUUGUAUUGUACAACCAUAGGAAAAAAAAAAAUUGCAAAACAGGGAGAAGUAACUAAUAAAUUGAGAAUUUCAUAAUAACAAAAUAAAAUUACUCACAACUAACAUAAUUCGAACUUUGUUCAGUCAUAAAUGACAUUUUCUACAAUUCGCAGCCCUCACUGAAUACUGAGGUACCCACAGCAUUCAGUACCUACGCAUCACACGUCAGUUUUAAUGUUUGCGAAAAAGAAAUUCUCAAUAAAAUAUAGGUGUCGGUAUUAAUCGAUUAACUUGUAAAAUGUAAUGCAACGAUAUUAUAAUGAACUGGAAAUUCGUAUUGAAAUGUUCAAGUGUCCUACUGUACCUACUCCGUCUGAUGAAAUGCGGACAAAGAAAAACGUACGUGCAUUUGUUCACCUUGUUUAUUUUUAAUUAGUUACCUAACUAUAUUAUAAUACAAUUGUAACAACAAAUUAGGCAAAUAGACUCGGGGUUAUAUUUUACUCGUGAGUAGGGUAUCCCCGUUUUGCUUAGACGGCCAAUGGACCAGAGUAUAUAAACCGCUGAGGUUGUUAACGGAAGGUACAUUCAACAAUCAAACAUGGCUCACUUCACAUCUUUGGUAAGCAUUUAACUACUCUAUCUACUUGUUAUCUGUAUAUAGAUAUUCGUAUACAGACAAACAUUUUCAAUACGCCGUUCUACUAACAAGUUCUAGUAUUACAAAUAUUUUAUUAGUAUAAUAUAUUUUAACCGCGUUUGUGUUGUAAUUGUGUAUUAGAAAUUCUCGUUUUAACUUUUCGUUUUUCCAUCAAUGUUAUUCUAGUUAUUAAGAUUAUUAAUAACAACUAAUCUAAAUCUAAUUUAAAUAUACUUAGUAAAUUCAAAUGCUUAAAAUUAAAACAAUAACUUACUCGUAAAAAUUGUUAUUGUUAUAGUACGAGUGUUUUAAUUUAUUUAUUUAAAUUAUUGUAACAUAUUAUUAUGCAUUGGACUAUAACGUUAUAACGUUAUAAUUAAAGGUUUUUUUUUUAAAUUUCAAAUGUUAAAAAUAUUUUAUAUUCAUUAAAUUUUAUUAAAUCAGUAAGUCUAAAACUGGUUUUUUUUUUUAGUUCUAAAAUUAUAAUUAUUAUAUCGUUAAUCUCAGAGAAGAAAGAAUUAAUUUAUAUCUUUUGAUAUAACACAUUAAGUGUUGAAAAUAAGUACGUCUAAACUAAUACACUAAUAAAGUAUAUACACUAAUUUAUCUUAAAAAUAAAUAUAACUUGGACCAAAAAAUAAAGGUAAAAAAUUGCAUACAACAAAAUUAAAAAAUAAACGACAAAUAUUAAUUUAAGCCCUUCUUCCCUGGAGUAAAAGGCUUAUAUUGUCUUAAUCACUCAUAUUAAGCACGCAAAAGGAAUUAAAUUUAUUCUGCAGACAUAUCCCGAACUUUUAUAAUUGAAAUAACUUAAAUAUAACAUUUUAUAAUUUGUUUUUUCCUCAUUAUAGUUGCUGAUAUUUAUGGCGUGUUCAGUAACCCGUUAUGCGUCGGGAGCAGAAUUGUCCAAACUUUCAGAACUGAAACCGGAGGCAAAAUCGGAAAACGCCGCGGACAGUGCCCCGACUGCUAAAAGAGUGGUUUUCGGCGCGUUCCAUCCGGCUAAUCAUCAUUUCGCUUCUGGCGGUGGUGGUGGUGGAGGCGGCGGAGGAUUUGGUCAGGGCUAUGGUUCCGGGUCUGGUAACGGAGCGGGCUUAGGCUACGGAUCGGGCGGCGGCGGCGGCGGCGGCGGCGGCGGCGGUGGUGGUGGCGGCGGAAGCGGAGGUGCCGCACCAAUUAGUAGUAGCUACGGUACCGGCUCCGGCUACGGUCAAGGGAGCAGUGAACAAGAAACUACAGGGUCCACUGGCAGCGGAUACGGUCACGGAUCUAGUGGAACCUUUGCGAACGCUUUCGGUGCCGGCCAGGGAAGCGGGUACGGCAGUGGGCCCGGUGGAUUCAACCAGGGUAGCGGCAAUAAUUACGGCCAAGGAAGCGGUGGUGGUACCGGAAGCGGGUUCGGAAGUGGUUUCGGACACGGUGGAGGCUUCGGACACGGCGGAGGUUUCGGACACGGUGGAGGUUUGGGUCACGGACAUGGUGGGGGCUUCGGCCACGGAGGAGGUUUGGGUCAUGGACACGGAGGAGGUUUGGGCCAUGGACACGGCGGUGGUUUCGGUCACGGCGGAGGGUUCGGUCACGGCGGAGGGUUCGGUCACGGCAGCGGUGGUGGUGGCGGUGGAGCUGGAUAUGGUGGCGGCCAUGGUUUCUUUCUGAUGCACCACAAGCCUCAAAUUUCAGGAGCCGUCGGCCACGGCAGCGGUUUCGGGUUUGGCGGCGGAGCCGGUGGAGGUGGUAGCGGUAACGGAGGUGGCGGUGGAAACGUGGGUGCAGGAAACGGCGCGGCGUCGACUUACGGAUAAUGCGGUGGUUGUUUAAAACUCAUCUGGACGGACCAUGAAAAAACACAAUAAUACAAAUUCAUUAUACAUGUAAACAUAUUUACUUCUUCACCUAAAAUGUAUUCGUGCGUGUCCUACACUGACAACAUAAACCUACCACACCGAUAAAUUAUAUUGUAUUACAUUAUUCAUUAUAUAUUAUUGUAAUUAUUAAUAAAUUAUUUCGAUUAUUUUACGAUCUACUUUUAAUAUUGAGACGUUAUUUUAUGUUAAAAAGAUGAAGAAAAAUAUUAAUUUGCAAUAAACCAAAAGAAACUGUGUUUCAGAUAGAUACAAAUAUUUUUUUUUUCUUCAAAUUAUAAUAUACUUUAUAUUACAUACAUAUUUUACAUUAUUUUUCAUUAAACCGUAUAUAAAUUAUAGAAAAUUAUAAUCGUUCAAAUAUUAUAAUCUAUUCAUUAUGUUUACCGCAAUACUG
Messenger RNA from Cinara cedri, 2965 nucleotides. The record is from the annotation of a GenBank genome assembly. NCBI's taxonomy places the organism in Eukaryota, Metazoa, Arthropoda, Insecta, Hemiptera, Aphididae.